CACAGCUGCACAACUGGGGCUGAAAGCAGCUACUCGAGAUCGGCUUUUUUCCCCCUCCUCCUCCUCCUUUUUCUCUCCUCCCCUCCUCUUCUCUUUCUUUCUGCCACAGCCCACCCCCCUCCACCCCAAACUCCUCGGCCGCUCUCGGACCCCGACAAAGUUGCAAUAGCUGCGGCUCCUUUGCAGCCUGAUCGCUAGGCAGGGAAGAGGGGUGGUGGCGGGGUGGGGAGAAUCAGGACUUUGCAAAUAUCCUGCGAGCGAGUCGAGAGCGAGCGAGCAAGCGAGAGCGAGCGAGAGCUUCAUCGUCCGACAGACAAAGACUUUGCAAAAGGCAAACAGCACCCCCCUCUCCGCCCCCAAACUGCUGUUCCGCUGCCCUGCCGUGCCGGCGGGGCCGGGGCUGCCGCAGCCGCCGCUCCCCAUAUUGCACUGCAGCGCCCCCGCCCCCUCCCUCCUUCUCUCCCUCUCCCCAGCUUCUUCCUCGGCCGCUCCGGGGCAGGAGCUGAAAGUUUCUCUGCGGGUGAGAGUGGAGGCGCCGAGCCUGGAGUGAGCAGCACUCGGUAGAGUCGCCGGCGAUCGACAUGGCUGGAGAGCUGAGCAUCGGCCCAGAGCUGCCCACCAGCCCGCUGGCCAUGGAGUAUGUGAACGACUUCGACCUCAUGAAGUUUGAUGUGAAAAAGGAGCCCCUAAGCCGGGCAGAGCGCCCUGGACGUCACUGCACUCGCCUGCAGCCUGCGGGGUCGGUGUCGUCCACCCCCAUCAGCACUCCUUGCAGCUCUGUACCCUCGUCGCCCAGCUUCAGCCCCACUGAGCAGAAGACGCACCUGGAAGACCUGUACUGGAUGGCCAACAGCUACCAGCAGAUGAACCCGGAGGCUCUCAACCUGACCCCCGAGGAUGCGGUGGAGGCUCUGAUUGGUUCCCACCAGGUCCCCCAGCAGCUGCAGGGCUUCGAGAACUUCCGGGCCCACCACCACCACCAUCACCAACAUCAGCACCAUCACCAUCAAUACCCUGGAGUCAGCCACGAAGACCUGACUAACGGAGGACACCCUCACCAUCAUCAUCAUCAUCACCAAGCGUCCCCCACCCCUUCGACUUCCUCCACUUCAUCCCAGCAGCUGCCCAAUAACCACCCGGCGGCGCACCCAGCCUCUAGCAGCGUGGAAGACCGCUUCUCGGACGACCAGCUGGUGUCCAUGUCGGUAAGGGAGCUGAACCGGCACCUGCGAGGCUUCACCAAGGACGAGGUGAUCCGCCUCAAGCAGAAGAGGAGGACCUUGAAGAACAGGGGCUACGCCCAGUCCUGCAGGUAUAAACGAGUCCAGCAGAAACACCACCUGGAAAACGAGAAGACCCAACUCAUCCAGCAGGUGGAACAGCUCAAGCAGGAGGUGUCCCGGCUGGCCCGCGAGAGAGAUGCUUACAAGCUGAAAUGCGAGAAACUUGCCAGCAAUGGCUUCAGGGAGGCCGGCUCCACCAGCGACAACCCCUCCUCUCCAGAGUUCUUCAUAUGAGAAAACUGAAGCCAAAGGAGGUUAAGUGGCAGAGAUAACAAGUUGCAGAGUUUUUAAGAAUGGACAUUACUCCAAGAGAAGUUAUGGCUCUUAAAGAACAUAUCACAGUCACUGUUAGAGACAAUUAUUUCAGAGGCUGUUAGUGUGGUGAUAUCAGCAUUUCAAGAAUCAUUCAAGUCCACGAUGGAACUGGAUCACCGAUUGCACCAAAGUUCAAAGGAAAGUGCACUCAAAAAAUACAAUCAAGAACUGAAAAUAAUUGCUAAAAAAAAGUUUAAUUAUUCUUCAGAAAAAUGCAAAAACCUUUAGAAAGACCAGGCAGAUGGGGAGAUGGAAGAACAGCAAGAAGAUCAGUAAAAACAAAAACAAACCAUACAAAACAAGAGCUGCUAAUCAUUGCUAAGAACAAAAAAAAAUACUUGUUAUGGACAAAGUGAUGCUUCAC
Sarcophilus harrisii (Tasmanian devil) is the source of this 1962-nucleotide messenger RNA. It is a transcript of the gene MAFB, whose product is annotated as MAF bZIP transcription factor B. The transcript has 3 exons. Gene Ontology annotation, molecular function: RNA polymerase II cis-regulatory region sequence-specific DNA binding; DNA-binding transcription factor activity, RNA polymerase II-specific. Lineage: Eukaryota; Metazoa; Chordata; Mammalia; Dasyuromorphia; Dasyuridae. The record is from RefSeq and is a predicted model, not a curated record. Bases 582 to 1517 code for a protein of 311 amino acids. Gene Ontology annotation, biological process: regulation of transcription by RNA polymerase II; regulation of myeloid cell differentiation. Gene Ontology annotation, cellular component: nucleus.